UCUAAAUACUAAACAAUCGAAAACCAAGUGCUCCCUUAGCUCACUUUCCGCUCCCCACUCACCCAUAGAGGCGGCUACGAGUCCUUUUAAUUCUUCCAUAGAAAGCGAAAGGGCGAGAGAGAGAGAGGAAAAAGGUAAGAUAGCAAACAAGCAGGAGUUUUUCUCCGAUCUCUGAUGAGAUGAAGGAGGAGGAUCUGCUACCGACGUCGGCGAAGCCCUCCGCCACCGCCGCCGCCGCCCUCUUUGGAAAGGGCCGCUACAAGUUCUGGGCCCUCGCCGCCAUCAUCCUCCUCGCCUUCUGGUCCAUGUUCACGGGCACCGUCACCCUCAAGUGGUCCGCCGGCAACCUCAACCGCCUCUCCGACGACCUCCUCGAUCCCCCGCUCCGCGAUGCCGCUCUGGACGUCCUGGAGAUGGAGGAGAGGGAGAAGGUGGUGAGGCAUAUGUGGGAUAUCUACGCGCACAGUCUCCGGAUCCGGCUGCCGCGAUUUUGGCAGGAGGCCUUCGAGGCGGCCUACGAGGAGCUCGCCAGCGACGAUGCGGCCGUCCGGAACGCCGCCGUCUCUGAGAUCGCCCGGAUGUCCCUGCGGAUGGUCGAUCUCGAGUCCCCGCCUCGCCAUCCCAAGAAUGCUGAACUGCAGGAUUUUCAAAGGAAUGGCAGCAGCAGGCCUAAGGCGAAGCCAUCAGCCUUCUCAUCAAUGGGAUCCCAAUAAGUUGCAGCGAAUGUUCGUGGGCCCAGAGAUUUCUCUUUUUGAGUAAUGAUCUAUCAACAGCUUCAUGUACUAAGUUUGCCAAGGUUGUUUUCUCACUAAGCAGUAGCAUGCAGAAAAUUGAUUUUCCCUCUUCCUAAAUUCUGGCUCUGGGUGCAUGCUCAAGGCAAGCUUUUGCGAGAUGCCACGCGUUUAUGAAUCACACCAAUCAUUAUCAUAACUCAUACUUUAUUCUUACUAAUAUUAGAAUCUGGGGAGAGUUUGCCAUGCCAUGUGAGUGCACUUUAAGACUACUCCAUAUGCUCUAUUUGAUUUCAUGAAAAAGAUGAGUUUCAACAAAAUGAAGCAGCUGUGAAUUUAUAUAUGCAUAACCAUAGUUGUAACUGGAAGCCAUGUUCUGGCUUUGUGAAUUUAUAUCCUUUAUAACUGUGACUGUUCAACU
Messenger RNA from Elaeis guineensis (African oil palm), 1152 nucleotides. RefSeq lists its product as uncharacterized. NCBI's taxonomy places the organism in Eukaryota, Viridiplantae, Streptophyta, Magnoliopsida, Arecales, Arecaceae. The record is from RefSeq and is a predicted model, not a curated record.